This is a messenger RNA of Saccharomycopsis crataegensis, 600 nucleotides long. RefSeq lists its product as uncharacterized. The record is from RefSeq and is a predicted model, not a curated record. Lineage: Eukaryota; Fungi; Ascomycota; Saccharomycetes; Ascoideales; Saccharomycopsidaceae. Bases 1 to 600 code for a protein of 199 amino acids. The transcript has a single exon.
AUGUACGGCGGCAACCUUCUCCUUAACUCAACACCAAUUCAGUUGGGACGGUUGAUCGAGGAUAGCGAAAUCUAUAGCUGCAUCAUCGAAUUCCAAAGAAAAAUUAUCAUUUCAGCAGGCAGCUUACUCCAAGAUAAUUUUGAUCAUCCAAUAAAUGGGAUGGUAAACACAUUGUUGAAACGGUCUGUCCUCGGAGAUAAGAAUGUCAUUACUGUAUUGAGAAGCCAACUCCAGGAAAUAAAGAUGUCUGCAGAACAAGACGCGGAAACGAGAGAGAAAAAGCUUAACGAACUUGCACAGUUAGUCUCUUUCAAAUGCCUUGGAGACUGGAACACCCGUUAUGACUUAUUCAAGGAGGCAUUGACCCAAGCUAUCAAGGAACAAGAUGUAUUCUUGCAUACCAAUUCAGAGAUAACAAACCGCCAAAAAGAAGAAAUAGAUUUCCACCAAUUCGUUGAUAUCUAUCACCAAUUUUGUAUCAAACGCUAUGACCAAUCCAAAGUGAAAAGCAGAAAAACCAAUUACUUCCAGAAACAAACUGCGAUAAGUGAUAACAAACUUCAAGACAAAAGUUAUCAAAAAAAAAAUCAGAAGGGAUAA